This is a messenger RNA of Linum tenue, 918 nucleotides long. Lineage: Eukaryota; Viridiplantae; Streptophyta; Magnoliopsida; Malpighiales; Linaceae. The record is from the annotation of a GenBank genome assembly.
GAAAACCUAAUCGAGACCCUUCUCCUCUCCUCUAGCCACCUUCUCUCUCUCGAUUCUUUCUUCCACGAACCAACAUGAAAAACUCGCCCUGAAAUCUCCUCUCACCUCUUCUAUGUCGAGACCAAAUGGAGUCAGGUGACCAAAAAGAUCCUCGAUAAUUGCAACCCGAAGGUCGCCGGCGGCACGAACGACGAAGGUGAGUUUUUUAGGUUGCAUGCUGAAUUUUCUUUGGUUUCGGAUUUGAGUUUUUAGGGUUUUCGGAAUUAUAAUCUCCCUUUUCUGUUUUACUUUCGAAAAUUGACCGACCACCGAGAGGGGCUUCACGGUCAGCUUCCUUUAUUUCUCGAUCUAUCCAUCCUAGUUGGCACGACGGCCACAAUGAAACGACCUUACCCUCUGUUUUGGACUAGGGAUUUGGUCGAGGAGAGGAAAGAUAGAGAGGGAGCCGUCGGUGAUGGGGUUAUUUCGUCAAUGCCAACGAGAUCUAGGUUCCGGUGUUUGGUUGUUGAUGAGGACAUCAAUGGGCCAGUCACACGUGCUAAGGCAAGGACAUUGAAGGAGAAGCUUGCGACAUAUUUGGAGAGCUACUUUGGAGCCAUGGAUGUGGAGCUAUUUCGAGGGAAGCCAUAUAUGAUGAUUCGAGUGGAGGAAGAAGGAGGAAGUGCUGAAGAGAAGGAAGAUUGCAAGAAGCAGCCUUAACGGGUUUGCUUAACGGGUCCAGGCUUAACGGGUUUACUUAACGGGUCCAGGCUUAACGGUUUGGGCUUAACGGGUUUGCUGGGCUGUUUCCGAGUUUCCUUGUAUUAAAGUCGGUUUGUGAUUGUUUUCCAUGUUGGAGUCGGAUUUGGGUUGUACUUUGCCUAUUUAAAGGGAUGAACACAUUGGUUUUGCCCUUAGACGAUUAUUAUUGAAUUUCAG